ACAUACCGUAUAUACAUAUUAGAAAAUCACAAUCAUGCUAAAAGUUUGUUGAAAUCGUUAUGGAUUUAUCAACAACGUGUGUUUCAUUGAAAACACAAAAAUUCAUACAAUUGUAUAUUAUAAAAUAAGUUGUAAUUGCAUUAACAAUUGUAGAAACCAGUGGUGUAUCGACUAUCGACAUCGUAGAGUUCCAUCGUCAACCAAACCAGGCCAGACCAAACACGCUGGUGAACAGUGGAAGAAUCGAAGAUGGCAAGGGAACCGGAUGAAGGAUUAAGGAAAGCGUUCUCUCAGCUUCAAGAGAAAAUGAUCGACACCACGCAGAAGUUAAAAUUAGCGGAUAUGCAGAUAGAAAAAUUAAAACGAUCGAAACUAUUUGCCGAUCUCACGCUCAAAGAAAUAACCUCUUAUCCAGAAAAUACCAAGAUGUACGAAUCCGUGGGUAGAAUGUUUCUUCUAGAUGAUGUGGAGAACAUUAAAGCGGGUCUGGAUAAACAAAUGAAGACAGCAGAUGAGAAAAUGGAGACCUUGGUGAACAACAAAAUCUAUUUGCAGCUAAACUUUAAAGAAUGUGAAAACAAUAUUAGAGAAAUGAUCCAUCAGAAACAGAACAAAGAUACGUCCGGAUAAUAAUCGGUUUCAGAGUGAAACUCUGUUCUAUCGUUAUUUAUUUCGAAGACACCUCACGAUAUGUCUGUGCUUUCUUUCAUCACCUCGCUAAUUGUAAUUUCAUCGUUGGUUUUAUAUAAUUUGAAAUAUAAGAAAUAAAAUAACCCUCUAUCGAAA
Megalopta genalis is the source of this 786-nucleotide messenger RNA. The record is from RefSeq and is a predicted model, not a curated record. Lineage: Eukaryota; Metazoa; Arthropoda; Insecta; Hymenoptera; Halictidae.